AUGGAGGGGGGCGAGGGGCCCCGACUCAGAGACUUCCUGAGUGGAAGCCUGGCCACCUGGGCGCUGGGGCUGGCAGGGCUGGUGGGGGAGUUGGAGGCGCCCCAGGGUGAAGAUGACGAGGAGGGGGGGCAGGAGGAAGAGGGGGAAGGGCUCCUUAGCCCUGAGAAGAGGAUCUUUCGACUCAGCGACGGCACCUUGCUCCUCAGGGUCCUGGCCAUCAUUGCCCCUAGUUCCAAAGGGGGGCCUCUGCCGGUCGGGGGCCGUGAGGAUGCCGCAGGCAGGCGCGUCCAGAACCUGAGCCAGCUGUGGGGUCGGCUGAGGGAUUUCUACCAGGAGGAACUUCAGCUGUUGAUCCUGGCACCACCUCCAGACCUCCAGACGCUAGGGGUUGACCCCCUCUCAGAGGAAGCGCUGGAGGAGCUGGGGCGUGUCCUCCGGCUGAUGCUGGGGGCAGCAGUGCAGUGUGAACACCGGGAGCUCUUCAUCCGACACAUCCAGGGGCUCAGCCUCGAGGCCCAGAGCACGCUGGCCACCACCAUCCAGGAGGUGACCCAGCCCUGGGCGGGCGUAGUGCUGGCGCUGGCUGGGCCUGAGCCUGGGGAGCUGACCCUCUCGGAGCUGGAGAUACUGUCCUGGAGCCUGAAAGGGACCCUGUCCAGACUGGCACGGGAGCGGGACAUGGGGGCCCAGGAGGAGCGGCUGCUCUUGGGGACCCUGGAGGCCUCUAAGGCCCUGCUGGAGGGGCAGCUGGAGGAUGCCCGUGAGCGCUGUGCCCGGCUGCAUGAGAGCCAGAGGGAGAAUCUAAUACUUCGGACCCGGCUGGGCGAGGCCCACGCGGAGCUGGAUUCUCUGCGGCACCAGGUGGAGCAGCUGUCAGAUGAGAACAUAGAGCUGGGGCUGGACCUUCAUCGGAGCCUGGAGCCGGCCCCCAGCUCCCCUGGGGAGGCUCCCCUGCCAGGAGUAGGCCCUUCUCUGCACGAUGAGGUGCGGGAGGCCGAGGUUGGGCGGCUGAGAACCCUGGAGCUGGAGAAUCAGGAGCUUCGAAACCUGCUGCAGGCGCUGCAGGAGCCCCCAGGCAGGCAGUGCCCUCUGCUGGAAGAGCCGAGGGAGGACGCCAUCGGUCCAGAGAUGACUGAAGACCAGGGCUCCCAGGGCCCUGGACCCUCAGCGGGCGAGGAAGGGCUGGAGAUUCCGGGGACAGCAGAUCACGUCGAGCCCCAGGGGCCAGCUGAAUGUCUUGGGGUAUCUGAGUCAGGCUUGGCUCCCCAAGAGUCAGGCCCUGCUCCGGGGACAGCGGACUCUGAGCCUCAAGGGUUAAUAGGGUGUCUUGGGGCAUCUGAGCCAGGCCCACAGGCUGUGGGGAGGCCCCUCCAGGAAGCAGCGAUGAUCCCCCAGCCCUCAGGCUCAGCCCCCCAAGAGUCAGGCCCUGUUAUGGAGACACCAGCGUCCUCGGAGCUGGCUGGCCAUGGAGUCUGUGGUGUGGCAGCGUCUCAGAGUCCAGAGAUCAAACUUCAGGCCCAUUUGCUGUCUGGAGGUGAAACUGAGGAGGGACCUGGCCCUCUAGAGCAGCCGGUGCCUGGGCCCCUGGGGCUGCGACAGGAGGGCUCUGAGCUCAAGCCAGGACCCUCGGGCCUUGGGGUACAUUUUGGGGAGCAAGGGACCCCAGACCAGGGGCUGGACCUGUCCAAUGUGCAGACAGAGGCCAGAGGCAGGGACCAGAGGCUGGAGGGGAUGGGUGAGGAAGCCACCCAGCAGAGGUCAGAGGACGCUCCUGAGACCCAGGCCCGGGAGCAGCUGGUUCCAGGGGAGGGCCUGGCCAGUGAUGUCCCAGAGCAGGGGACCCUGGAGACUCUGAGGGAGGCGGUGGCCCAGCUGAGGCGAGAGGCCAAGGCUCUCCAGGCAGAGCUGGAGGCCCAGGGCCGGAGGCUAGAGGCCCGAAGCUCGGAGGCCGCCCGCCUCUCGGAGGAGCUGGCCCAGGCGCGCAGGGCGGAGGCCGAGGCCCACCAGGAGGCCCAGGCCCAGGCCCAGGAGCAGGCCCGCCUCCGAGAGGCCUUGGAGGCAGCAGGCGGGGAGCUGGAGGCCUUGGCUCGGGAGCGAGAGGCACUGACCGAGGCGCUGGCUGCAGCAGGCCGAGAGCGGAGGCAGUGGGAGCGUGAGGGGCCCCGGCUGCGGGCCCGGGCUGAGGCCGCUGAGGACCGGCUGCAGGCGCUGGAGGGCCAGGGCCGCCGACACCUGGAGGAAGCCGAGAGGGAACUCCGGGAGAAGCGGGCCCUCAGGGAGNNGCUGGACAGGGCCGUGGUGCGGGGCCAGGAGCUGGGCGCCCGGCUGGAGUGUCUGCAGCGGGAGUUGGAACAGGCCGCUCUGGAGAGGCAGGGCUGGCUUCAGGAGCAGGAGUGCCAGCACCAGAGGUACCAGGGGCUGGAGCAGCGGCUGGAAGCGGAGCUGCAGGCAGCUGCCACCAGCAAGGAGGAGGCGCUGAUGGAGCUCAAGGCCAGGGCUCAGCAGUUGGAGCAGGAGCUCUUCCAGCUUCGCCAGGGCCCCGAGAGACAGCUGGCCAGGGAGCAGGCUGGACCUCAGACCCUGGAGACCCAGAGUAACCGGCUUAUUGAAGUGGAGCGAAGUAACGCAGCGUUGGCGGCUGAGAAGGAGGCACUUCGGGGCCAGCUCCAGCACCUGGAGGGGCAGCUGGGCAGCAUGCAGGGGCGGGCCCAGGAGCUCCUUCUGCAGAGUCAGCGUGCACAGGAGCACAGCGGGCGCCUGCAGGCUGAGAAGGCCACGCUGGAGCGGCAGGGCCAGGAGCUGCACCGGAGGCUCGGGCUGCUGGAGGAAGAGGUGCAGGCCGCCCGGCGGUCCCAGGAGGAGACGCGUGGGCAGCAGCAGGCCCUGCUGCGGGACCAUGAGGCGCUGGCCCAGCUGCAGCGGCGGCAGGAGGCUGAGCUGGAAGGGCUGCUGGCCCGGCACCGAGACCUCAAGGCCAACAUGCGGGCACUGGAGCUGGCCCACCGUGAGCUGCAGGGCCGGCACGAGCAGCUGCAGGCGCAGCGGGCCAACCUGGAGGCGCAGGAGCUGGCGCUGCUGGCCGAGCGGGAGCGCCUCAUGCAGGACGGGCACCGGCAGCGGGGCCUGGAGGAGGAGCUGCGGCGCUUGCAGAGCGAGCAUGACAGAGCCCAGCUGCUGCUGGCGGAGGUGUCGCGGGAGCGCGGGGAGCUGCAGGGCGAACGCGGGGAGCUACGGGGCCGCCUGGCCCGGCUGGAGCUGGAGCGGGCGCAGCUCGAGGCGCAGAGCCAGCGACUGCGCGAGUCCAACCAGCAGCUGGACUUGAACGCCUGCAGGCUGACCACGCAGUGUGAGCUGCUGACCCAGCUGCGGAGCGCCCAGGAGGAGGAGAACCGGCAGCUGCUGGCGGAGGUGCAAGCCCUGAGCCGGGAGAACCGGGGGCUUCUGGAACGUAGCCUAGAGAGCCGGGACCACCUGCACCGGGAGCAACGAGAGUACCUAGUCCAGCUGAAUGCCCUGCGCCGGGAGAAGCAGAAACUGGUGGAGAAGAUCAUGGAUCAGUACCGAGUGUUGGAGCCUGGGCCCCUGCCCCGGACCAAGAAGGGCAGCUGGCUGGCAGACAAGGUGAAGAGGCUGAUGCGACCCCGGCGGGAGGGGGGCCCCCACAUGGGGCCACGCCUGGGGGCCGAUGGGACUGGCAACCCCCUGAUCCUGGGGGGCCCCCUGGAGACGGAGCUCCCCGAGGGCAGGGAGGCAGACGGGACAGGACUCCCCUCCCCAGCACCCAUUCGCCGGGCACAGAGUUCCCUGUGCCUUGGGGAUGUGGCCGGUGGACAGCGCCGAAAACUCAGUUCCAGGUUCCCUAUUGGACGAAGCUCUGAGUCGUUCAGCCCAGGGGACACCCCCAGGCAGCGAUUCCGCCAGCGAAGGCCAGGCCCCCUGGGGGCACCGAGUCCCCAGGGCAAAGGACCAGGUAUGGAAUGGGAUGGCUCUGUCGAGACCCUGGCGGAGCACGAAGCCAACGUCAGCGGAGAGGGGCCUGAGGAGCCGGAACCAGAGAAACGCCCCCUCGCCGCUUCCCUCAGUCAGUGACAUGGCAUGGCUGGGGACCACUUCAGCAUUACCCUCUCGCCGCUGGAGUGUUGGUGGCACCUCCCGCCAGCCCAAG
Molecule: messenger RNA, 4165 nt
Organism: Echinops telfairi (small Madagascar hedgehog)
Lineage: Eukaryota; Metazoa; Chordata; Mammalia; Afrosoricida; Tenrecidae
Gene: CCDC88B
Product: coiled-coil domain containing 88B
Exons: 24
Coding region: 1-4089 (1362 amino acids)
Biological process (GO): cytoskeleton-dependent intracellular transport; cytoplasmic microtubule organization
Cellular component (GO): centrosome; cytoplasm
Molecular function (GO): dynein light intermediate chain binding; microtubule binding
Source: RefSeq, a predicted model, not a curated record